Molecule: messenger RNA, 888 nt
Organism: Salvia miltiorrhiza (redroot sage)
Lineage: Eukaryota; Viridiplantae; Streptophyta; Magnoliopsida; Lamiales; Lamiaceae
Exons: 3
Coding region: 1-888 (295 amino acids)
Source: RefSeq, a predicted model, not a curated record
AUGGGCAAGUUUAUGGAGAUAUUUUCAAAGUUACAAAUCAAUAUUCCAUUACUUGAUGCGCUGAGAGAUAUGCCGGGGUAUGCUAAGUUCCUCAAGGAUGCAGUUUCCAACAAGAGAAAGUUGGGGAAAUAUGAGACGAUCAAUUUAUCAGAGGAGUGCAGUGCGGUACUACAGAAAAAGCUGUCGUUGAAGCAGAAAGAUCCCGGUAGCUUUACCAUCGCUUGUGUGAUUGGAGGACAGAAUUUCUCCCGUGCUCUUUGUGAUUUAGGGGCUAGCAUCAAUUUGAUGCCCCUAUCUAUUUUCAAACGAUUGGAGAUUCGAGAGAUCAGGCCUACAUCGAUUGCUCUGCAGAUGGUGGAGCAGUUUAUUUUUCCUGCGGACUUUGUGGUCUUGGACAUGCCGGAGGACACGAAUACUCCAUUGAUUUUGGGGCAUCCAUUCCUAGCUACCGGCCGUGCUCUCAUUGAUGUACAGGAUGGAGAUCUCACAUUUAGAGUCAAUGAUAAAAAAUUGACUCUAUCUAUCUAUGACGCUAUGAGAAAACCAGCCGAGCCGCAGCUGCAUGAGUGCAACAUGAUUGAAUCUGUGAUAGAUUUUCCUGCAGCUGUAGACGAUCCCUUGGAGGAGUGCAUCACACGGUCCUUAUAUCUAUACUCUGAGCUUGAUGAGGCAUGUGAUCAGAUUUUGGAGUACAUUGCUGAGCUGGAGGCUGUAGAGAGUCAUCCCAUUGAGCCUAUUCUGUUCCUGGAUAUUAACAAACCUGUUGAUGGAGGAAGCAAGUCGGGAUGUGAGAAUGUGGUAGCUGAUCACUUGUCUCGUUUGGAGAAGCCGGUUGAGGGAGAUGAUCCAAAGAUAGCCAUAAAUGAGUUGUUUCCUGACUUAACCUAG